AUGAACAUAUAUUUCCCCUCGUACUCCGAACCUCUUGUCCUCCAGAUCCUCUUUCGUGACUACAAACUUCGUAGCUAUUCGCUAAACGCUGUCAGCUACCACUUUCUGGAAGAACAGAAGGAGGAUGUCCAGCACAACGUGAUCUCUGAUCUCCAGCGGGGCAAUGCUUUGACUCGGCGUCGGUUGGCCGUCUACUGCCUCAAAGACGCCUACCUUCCACUACGGCUGCUUGAUAAACUUAUGUGCAUCGUUAACCACGUCGAGAUGGCGCGAGUAACUGGGGUGCCCAUAACGUAUCUUUUGACUCGGGGACAGCAGAUAAAAGUGAAUAGUCCUUUUUGUUUCUCUUACCUAAAUUCAGAUACGCAUUUUAACUAG
Protopolystoma xenopodis is the source of this 378-nucleotide messenger RNA. NCBI's taxonomy places the organism in Eukaryota, Metazoa, Platyhelminthes, Monogenea, Polystomatidea, Polystomatidae. The record is from the annotation of a GenBank genome assembly.